This is a messenger RNA of Myotis lucifugus (little brown bat), 2898 nucleotides long. RefSeq names its product interleukin-1 receptor type 1. The transcript has 10 exons. NCBI's taxonomy places the organism in Eukaryota, Metazoa, Chordata, Mammalia, Chiroptera, Vespertilionidae. Bases 265 to 1791 code for a protein of 508 amino acids. Gene Ontology annotation, molecular function: interleukin-1, type I, activating receptor activity. The record is from RefSeq and is a predicted model, not a curated record. Gene Ontology annotation, biological process: regulation of inflammatory response; signal transduction.
AUGACUCAAGAGGGGAUGAGAGGUUACAUAACUUGCUCAAGGGCACUCAGGUAGUAAGUAAUACAACUGAAUUUGGAUAUAAAUAUUUCAGACUUCCAAGAUAACGGUGUUAAUCAUAAGGCUGGUAAAUGUGAGGAACGUACAGGACCAAUAAUUUUAGUUUCUUCUGCUUAUGAAAUUGCUGUUCGUUCCUGUCCUCUUGACCCAAAUGAAAACAAAGGCUCUAUAAAUUGGUAUAAAAAUGACAGCAACACAGCUAUAUCUAUGGAAAGAGGCUCCAGGAUUCAUCAGUACAAAGAUAAGCUUUGGUUUGUUCCCGCUAAGGUCGAGGAUUCAGGGCUUUACUAUUGCACAGUGAGAAAUUCAACUUACUGCCUCAAGAUUGAAGUGACUGCAAAGUUUGUACAACAUGAACCUGACUUGUGUUACAGUGCACAAGUUAUAUACCCACAGAAACUAAUUAUUGCAGGAAAUGGACAACUUGUGUGUCCUUAUUUGGAUUAUUUUAAGGAUGAAAACAAUGAGUUACCCAAAAUAGAGUGGGAUAAGGACUGCAAACCUCUACUUCUUGACGAUGCAAAGUUCAUUGGAGAAUCAAAUAAACUCAUCAUCAUGAAUGUGACUGAAGCGCAUAAAGGGAAAUACACUUGCCGCGCAUCCUACACGCUCCUGGGAAAGCAGUAUCGCAUCAGCCGGGUGAUCGAGCUUUUAACUCUUGAGGAGAACAGACCCCAGAGCCCUGAGAUUGUGAGUCCGGUGAACGAGACGAUGGAAGUGGUCCCGGGAUCCCAGCUGCAGUUGGUAUGCAACGUCACUGGCCGGGAAGCUAACUUUGUCUACUGGAAGUGGAACGGGUCACUGAUUGAUGAUGACGACCCGGUGCUGGCGGAAGACUACAUACAAGUGGAAAAUCCUCCAUCCAAAAAAAGGAACACAGUCAUCCUAAUGCUUAAUAUUACAAAAGUGAAAAGUAAAUUUUAUCUAUAUCCAUUUACCUGUGUAGCCAGGAAUAAAUAUGGAAUAAAUGCAGCAUAUAUCCAAUUAAUACACCCAGUCCCCAGUUUCCAGAAGCACCUGAUUGGUAUAUUCGUCAUGUUAACAGUAGUGAUUACCAGCUCUGUUUUCAUCUAUAAAAUCUUCAAGGUUGACAUUGUGCUUUGGUACAGGGAUUCUUGCUAUGAUUUUCUCCCGAAAAAAGCUUCAGACGGAAAGACCUACGAUGCAUACAUACUGUAUCCAAAGACCCUUGGGGAAGGGUCCACCUCUAAUUCAGAUAUUUUUGUGUUUAAAAUCUUACCUGAGGUCUUAGAAAAACAGUGUGGAUACAAGCUGUUCAUUUAUGGAAGGGAUGACUACGCCGGGGAAGACAUUGUUGAGGUCACAAAUGAAAACAUAAAGAAGAGCAGAAGGCUGAUUAUUAUUUUGGUCCGAGAAACAUCGGGAUUCAGCUGGCUGGAGAGUUCGUCUGAAGAGCACAUCGUGCUGUACAAUGCCCUCGUUCAGGACGGGGUCAAAGUCGUCCUGCUGGAGCUGGAGAAGAUCCAGGACUACGAGAAAAUGCCCGAGUCCAUCCAGUUCCUCAAGCGGAAGCAGGGGGCCAUCCGCUGGUCAGGGGACUGGACGGCGGAGAGGUCACAGUCUGCAAAGACAAGGUUCUGGAAGAAGGUCCGGUACCACAUGCCUGCUCAGCAGCCCCUCCAGCCAAGCGCCAGUUGCUGUCUGCAGCCCCAAGGCCCGACUCCAGGGAGAGACUGCGAGGGGAGGGCCCCGUGCCUCUCGGGUAGCAGGUGACGCCUGUCCUGUGGCGCUGGGCUGGGCUGGCCUCGCUGAUGUACAGGCACAGACUUGCAUGACCCUUCACCCCAGGCCACCUGGAGUCGGAUGGGUAAGGGCAGGAUGGUGACAACAGCAGCCCGGGCAACUCAAAGCAGAGGGGCGGGGAAGGCCUUCCAGAGGCCACCGCUGCCCUCUGGGUGUGUGAGCUGCCGAGAAAAGGCCCGGGAGAGCCAACAACUGGAAAGAACAUUCAGGAAAUGCAUUUGUGGAGUCACUCGAAGUUCCAGGGGCUGUGCCCAGACGGGACUGCAGGGCCCCUUGAGUGGCCGGGGCAUGGGAAGACAUUGGAGAACUGGCCACUGGCCUUGCAUUUUUCACACACAUCUGCAGCCAGCAGCCGUUUCCAAAGACUGAAUUUUAGACCUUUAAAACUGCCAUUUCAACAAAAAAAGAGAUUCUCCAGGAUUUCAAGGUUUUAAAAUAACCUUAGCUUUCCACUGGGGAGAGGUCAAAAGCAAGAGUAGCAGAGAAGGGAUCCUCUCCUGCUGCCCCCGGGAUGGCCAUUCUGUCCCACCUUGUUCUUCUGCAUUUCACUUGGCUCUUUACUUUGGAAGGACAACUUCCAAGUCACUUCCUCCUCCACUGGGUCACGCACACAACCCACAGAUUAACCACCUUCCUGACCACCGCUCUCCUCUCAGCCGCUGUGCCGGCUCUCCUGGCUCAGGAGCAAAGCCGGGUUACCAUUAGCAUUUCACUGUGGGGCUGUGCUUCCGCCUGGGGGCUCAGGCUGGUUUGCGCGGUGUCCGUGCAGAGUGCCCACAGACUGCCUGUUCACUGUCUGCUGACACCUGGCUUUUAGAAAGCCGGCAGCUGCCGACAGCAGUCACUCAGUGCUGGGCUGGCUGGGCUGCUUCCAGGGCUGCGGCCGAGGGUGUGACCUCGGCCACACCUGCCUUCCCCCGCCUUUUGUGGGAAGAAAUGGUAGUUUCCAGGAUGGUACGCUGCUCAUUCUUGUAAAUAUUGGAAUUAACAAAAGUCACGGUAGAUUUUUAUGGAAAAGUUUCUGCCUCCAUAUGUUCUUCCCCUAAAGUAAAUGCAUGUUGGUAAGUAAAAACGAGA